Linum trigynum is the source of this 3572-nucleotide messenger RNA. Lineage: Eukaryota; Viridiplantae; Streptophyta; Magnoliopsida; Malpighiales; Linaceae. The record is from the annotation of a GenBank genome assembly.
GGUCACCAAGAUUUCUCUCUCUUUCUCUCACGUAGACAAACAAAAGAUUUGUAGAUAUGUGAAGUGGUCCCCACGCAACCCAUCCCCAAUCUUUUCUUUCUCUCUCUUUUUUCCCCCCUUCUUCUCACAGCAGCAUUUGUCCUUUUCCCUUUUGUUUAGCAUUUGCUGCUGCCUGCUUGGUCGCUUCUUCUAUUAUUAAUUCUCAGCUGUACCCUCUACUCCCACCUUUUCCCCUGCUACUUCACGAACAUUGAGACUGUAGAGAGAGAUUGAGACUGUGUUUGAGUGUGACCAAAAAAGGAAGACGAGGAAGGUGGAGAAGAAGAAGAAGAAGGAAAGAAGCGGAGCGUGAGCUUUAGAUCUGAAGCGUAACCACCUUCCCCACUUGUAACCCUACCAUAGAGGACGAUCCGGGUAAGCAACGACUGCUGCUGCUUCUUCUUUCCAGACUUUCUUGCUUGUGGUACCCAAUGUGGGUUGCUUUUGUUCAUUUUCUUGGGGUUUGGAGCUCGGGGGAGAUCUGGGUUGGGCUCUGGAGCUCUGGGUCGAGGUUGACUUGGUGAAAUGCAGUGGUUGUUAUUGCUGUGGAUGAAGAAUUUCUGUGCAUUUCAGUUUUGUGGGUUUUGGGUUGUUUGCUUGCUUGCUUUGAUGGUACUCCACUGCGGGGAAAGUGAAUUGUGGCUUGUUUGUGAUCUUGGGUGACUUGAUCCCUCUGGUUUAGCUUGUACGAUGGUUCCGUUUUUUAAUCAGACGUUGAGCACUUUUAUGGUGUUUUGGGAAUGGGAUGACUUAUGGUGUAGUUCUUGUUGCAGUUCAUUGAUUUAAAGAUAUGGGGUUAGUUGCUGAUGAACUAAGGCCAUGAGUUUGUUAAUGCUAUUCCGGAUGGAGGCAAUUUAAUGAAGUGAAUUAGUAGUAUUAGUACUUUCCUUUGUAGUGUAGUUGUCUUCAUUAGGCUCUUGACAACCCGUUUUUGGAAUUUUCCUGUUGGUUGCUUGCUUGAUUUCAUUUAACUUGCCACUGUUUCACAAGCAUUUCAUCUCAUAUAGAAUCUGUCUGCUAUUCGAUUACACUCGUCUCUGGGGCAUAAUUUUUGGAUUGGUGCUAUGUUAUGAAUCAUGGUGAUGCAUACAUUGGUUUGCUCAUUGCAAUAACUUAAUGCUGAAAGUGACAUCAUUAGCAGCUUUUGUCAGUAGUGAUGAUCAGAUUCUUCUUAUAACGUAGCUUGUAGCCAUAGGUUCUCCCAAGAUUAGUACAUGUUGCAAUUGUAAGGCUUGGUUGUAACUGGAUGAUCAGAUUCUUCUUAUAACGAUUAAUUAUCUGCAAAUGCUCCUUAACCUAGUUUGAUUAACUGUUUUGAUUUUCUUGGCUUCCACGUAUCUUCCUUGGUUUGUCUUUCACUUCCUGUUUACGGCUUUGCUUUAUCACACUGAGAUUUUAGUAUGAUACAUACUGAAGACGUUUGGCAAUGCUUCGUAGGUUCUUGGACUUGAGGUGAAUGGCAGUCACAGACACCCAGAAUCCUUUAGUUGCAGAAAUGACCUGCAGUACUUUGCUGCAGAAGCUUCAGGAAAUUUGGGAUGAAGUUGGCGAAAGCGAUGAGGAGAGGGAUAAGAUGCUUCUCCAAAUAGAACAAGAGUGCUUAGAUGUUUACAAGAAGAAAGUUGAACUGGCAGCAAUGUCAAGGGCUCAGCUUCUACAAGCUCUGUCAGAUGCCAAAAUAGAGCUUUCAACUCUCUUAUCCGCCCUUGGGGAUAAAAGUUCUGUUGGAACUCCUGAGAAGACUUCUGGAACAAUCAAGGAGCAACUUGAAGCUAUAGCACCAGCUCUUGAACAGUUGUGGAAACAGAAAGAAGAGAGAGUGAGGGAAUUCUCCGAUGUGCAAUCACAGAUACAAAAGAUUUGUGGUGAAAUUUCUGGGAGCUUGAGCACUAAUGAGACUCCUGUGGUUGAUGAAUCUGAUCUUUCCUUGAAGAAGUUGGAUGAGUACAAUGCUCACCUUCAGGAACUUCAGAAGGAGAAGAGUGAGAGACUGCACAAGGUGCUUGAAUUUGUGAGCAGUGUACAUGAUCUAUGUGCUGUCCUUGGUUUGGACUUCUUUAGCACUGUAACUGAUGUUCAUCCCAGCUUGAACGAAUCUACUGGUGUUCAAUCCAAAAGCAUUAGCAAUGAUACAUUGGCAAGGUUGGCUAGAACAGUCCUGGAGCUGAAGGAAGAUAAGAAACAGAGGCUCCACAAGCUUCAAGAGCUAGCGACUCAAUUGAUUGAUCUGUGGAACCUGAUGGACACUCCGGAUGAUGAAAGGAAAUUGUUUGACCAUGUUACAUGCAACAUAUCGUCUUCAGUUGAUGAAGUUUAUGUGCCUGGUUCUCUUGCCCUAGAUCUCAUUGAGCAGGCUGAAGUUGAAGUUCAAAGGCUUGAUCAGCUAAAAUCCAGCAGGAUGAAAGAAAUAGCCUUCAAAAAGCAAUCAGAACUUGAAGAGAUAUUUGCCCAUGCUCAUGUAGAGAUUGAUCCAGAGUCCGCUCGGGAAAAAAUCAUGGCAUUGAUAGAUUCUGGGAAUGUAGAGCCUGCUGAGUUACUAGCCGACAUGGAUACUCAAAUAUCAAAGGCGAAAGAUGAAGCUCUUAGCAGAAAGGACAUUCUGGACAAGGUGGAGAAAUGGAUGUCUGCAUGUGAAGAAGAAAGCUGGCUGGAAGACUACAAUCGGGAUGAUAACAGGUAUAAUGCAAGUAGAGGUGCACAUUUGAAUCUCAAGCGAGCAGAAAAAGGCAGAAUUCUGGUCAACAAAAUCCCAGCCCUAGUUGAUACCUUGGUUGCCAAAACUCGGGCCUGGGAAGAGGAACGGGGCCUGCAAUUUACAUAUGAUGGCGUCCCUCUACUUGCCAUGCUUGAUGAAUACGCCAUGCUUAGGCAGGAAAGGGAAGAGGAGAAGCGGAGGAUGAGAGAUCAGAAGAAGCAUCAUGAGCUGCAAAACACAGAGCAAGAAGCCAUCUUCGGUUCGAGGCCUAGUCCAGCCCGACCGGCUGGUCCCAAGAAGGUGGUUGGACCGAGAGCAAAUGGAGGAGGCUCGAAUAAUGGAACUCCGAACAGGCGGCUGUCUUUGAACACUCCUCAGAAUGGCAGCAGAUCCGCAAGUAAAGAGAGAAGGGAGGCGAGGCUUUCUGCUCCUACUAAUUACGUUGCUAUAUCGAAGGAGGAUGCUGCCUCCCAGGUCUCUGGUACUGAACCGGUUCCCGCUUCACCAUAGUGGAGCUGAAGAUUGAAACGAAGAACGAGAGCGAAAGAUGUAGGCUUUAUACCAUUUGCACAACAUUAAUGUUGUUAUUAGUACUAGUGGUAGUUCGUUGUUGUAGUGGUAUAGAUGUGAAGGAGACAUGAGAAACCGGAGUGUUUAAGAAUGUAGUAGCUGUCUGCCCCACUGGUCUUGUGUAUUUUUGCCGGUUUGGAGUUUUUCUUUUAGUCUACUGCAAAUCAUAUUUUGAGGAUCUCUUCUGCCUGAAUCCCUUUGCACUGUUACUUUCCUAGCAACUAAUGUUCUCUCCAACUUGCCCAUUGAAUCAAAAUUCAACGCAAGU